GGCUAUUUAAAUAUUGUAUAUUGUGGUUGAAUGGAUGAUAAGAUAUUUCUGUAACUAACGUACGAAAUGACGGUCAGUUGUCCGUCAAGCGUGUAUAUAAGCUUGAGAGUUAUAUAGAGCAUGCUCUUAGGCUAGCAUGCACAAUAAAAAGCUCUGAGCUAUUUCGGGCUACUUGGCAAAUUGUUACCGUAAGCGAGAUUUGGCUCUUUUCAUUAUUCGACCAACUUGAUGAUUUAAGGAUGAAUUUGGGCUCAAUAGACGAGAAAUUUGAUAAUGAAGCUGAUGUACAUCGUACGAUUUUCAUAGAGCUCGACAAAGUCAUGAGUGAGAGUUAUGUCAGGCUUUUGCCCGCACUGCUUUCAUGGCCUGAGAAUACAGCCGUGAAGUACGUGAGAGCGAUGCAGACAUCAACAAAUAACCUUGGACACGCCUUCGUUACCUUCCCUAGCCAGCAAAACGCUUUGGAUGUUCUCUCGACCGUCAACAAGGUAUCCAUGCCUGGAACGUCUAGGCCGUUCAAAGCAGACUGGGCUAUAAAUGCACCGCAUUUGAUAGCCAAUCCGUUUACGUCUACGAGGUCCCCACUCCAUGAUACGCGCUCUUCAAAUUCACCUGAAAAGCUCGUCAAUGAAUUCUCAGUUUUUGUCGGUGAUUUAUCUCCCGACGCGACCGAGCACGAUCUUAUGAGAGCAUUCCAACAUCCACCAAAUUUGUCUAAUCCAUUCACGACCUGCACAAAUGUCAAGAUUAUGACAGACAACGCCACCGGCUCAUCCAGAUGUUUCGGUUUUGUUCGUUUCUCAAAUGAGGAUGAAAUGAUCAGAGCGUUAGACGAAAUGCAGGGUAUCCCAGUUGCCGGUCGUCCGAUAAGACUUUCAACCGCGACACCAAAAAUCAAAACACAUCAGCACCAUCAUCAACAACAGCAAUCACAUUUUCCAUUACACCCUACGCCACAUGUAUACCCUUUGAAUACCGAGCAAUCCUUGCUCGCACUCGACGAAGAAGCGGAGAGACGAACUCAAAGGCAACGCGAAUUACAAUCACAGACACAACCUGAUCAUUUCAGCAGGCUCGCAAAUCUCAACUCCCAUCCAUCCACUGUACCAUCUUCGACGGCAUCACAUAUCGCCAAUGCAGCAGUCGCAAACGCAUCUUCAGAUCCACACAACACUACGGUUUUUGUUGGUGGUUUAUCUUCCCUUAUUAGUGAGGACACUUUGAGGGUAUUUUUCGCACCAUUUGGAGCUAUCACGUAUGUUAAAAUACCUCCGGGCAAAGGCUGUGGAUUCGUUCAAUUUGUUAGAAAAGCCGAUGCUGAACGUGCAAUCGAAAGGAUGCAGGGUUUCCCGAUUGGAGGUGGUCGUAUUCGUCUCUCUUGGGGUCGUUCUCAAUCUGAUAAAGCCGCACAAGCAGCAGCACAAGCAGCUCAAUUAGGAUUAGGCAUUGGUGCACUCGGUCAAAUGGCUAAUUUGUCACCUGCCCAAGCCAUGCAGCUGUCUACCGCUUUACAAAAUUUGGGCAAUGCCGGUGUAACCAACACUAGUGUACACAAUGCUAUAAAGCAUCUCGCUGCUGCUACUUCUGGGUUGCGUGGACAGAAUGGAAGUCCUACUCAAUCUCCAGGACCAUCUCUAUACAAUCCUACUUUAGAUGUCUUUCAACCUCAAGACAACAGACAAAACUUCCAAAGACAGCCAUCACCAUUGGGUCAGGUAAACUUCGUAGGAAACAGCGGACUGCCACCUUCAGCUACUCCAUCUGUUCCAUCCUCAGCUGGACCAGCUGGGCGCGCCGAUCCUAUAUUUUACAUGCCACCUGAUAAAGCCAAUUAUCCAGAUUUCUCAACAAUUGAACGCGAAAGAAGCUUAUUCAAGACAUUUAUGAAACCUGAAUCACCAGUUACACCAGGAUCAUCAGCAUCAUUUAAAUCACCAGUUACGACAGCUUCAAUUGAUGAAAACUUCACAAAUUUAACGUCACCAAAUCCAACCAACCCAAUGCCUUCACCACCAUUAAAGGCUAUGCCUACAAACACUCUAGAGAGUUACUUCAAAUCGAGAGAGCAUAACGCACAACAGCAACAGCAUUAUCAAACGCACGCACAACACAAAGAGCAUCAAGUUGGCAAUCUGGACGGAUUCCUUGCAUCUGAAGUUAGUGGAUUAAAUAUCAGAGAUCAUCAAUAUAUUAAUCAGCGCGCAACUUCACCUUUAUCGAACAAUCUGCAAACCCAUCAAAUUCAGCAAAAUAGUGAUCGUGAUAUUAAGAAUAUUUGGAAUUAGAUUUUAAUAGUUAUCAAUUCAAUCGGUUUUGUUUUAUUUCUCACUUUUUAUUUUAAUCAGUUUAAGCGACAAAUGACGCAUUUUACAAAAAGUUUUCCAGCAAAGUUCUAGCACGAUUUUUUGCCCAUUUUUCUCAAUCACUUUCUUGUUUUACUAAUCAACAACAUCAAACAAUGUGAUCACAUCUCAAUAAAGAAGAAAAAGUUAAAUACUUAACAAAAAAAAAAUUUCUCAUCAUCAUUCUCACUAGGUAGUUUUUUCGCAUUUUAUUAAAAAAAUAGAUAACAAACAUUUGGAUGCAAAAAGUAUAAUGACAUACGCAAAUCAUUUUUCUUAUACCUGAAUUAAAGGAUAAUAUUAACCAGUUUUUCGUGAAUAUAAACAAACAUUGAACACAAAAAGAGUCAUGAAAGUCUUGUUCUAUCGCAUCAUACAUUUUUUUU
Wallemia mellicola CBS 633.66 is the source of this 2728-nucleotide messenger RNA. RefSeq names its product RNA-binding domain-containing protein. Bases 240 to 2285 code for a protein of 681 amino acids. The record is from RefSeq and is a predicted model, not a curated record. Lineage: Eukaryota; Fungi; Basidiomycota; Wallemiomycetes; Wallemiales; Wallemiaceae. The transcript is spliced from 3 exons. Gene Ontology annotation, molecular function: mRNA binding. Gene Ontology annotation, biological process: mRNA splice site recognition. Gene Ontology annotation, cellular component: cytosol.